CAAGAGGUGGUGCUAAUCAAGGAUGAUGUUUCUGGCAAGUGUCUCCAAGCAUCUAAUCAACAAUACGCCGGUAACCAGCAGACACCGGACAAGUACUCACUAUACGACUGCAAACCAGCCAACCCGUACCAGCACUUUGUGCUGCGUGUGGAUUGCAACAUGUCUUCUUCUGGCUAUUAA
Messenger RNA from Sphaeroforma arctica JP610, 180 nucleotides. RefSeq lists its product as hypothetical. The record is from RefSeq and is a predicted model, not a curated record. The annotation marks the transcript as partial. NCBI's taxonomy places the organism in Eukaryota, Ichthyosporea, Ichthyophonida. The transcript has a single exon.